Messenger RNA from Funneliformis geosporum, 1887 nucleotides. NCBI's taxonomy places the organism in Eukaryota, Fungi, Glomeromycota, Glomeromycetes, Glomerales, Glomeraceae. The record is from the annotation of a GenBank genome assembly.
AUGAAGCAGAAAAAAUAUCAUUUAAAAAUCGCCAUUUAUGGGUAUGAUGUGGCAACUACCGAAUUAGCCACCCACAUGGUUAUUAAAAAGAUUUCCCAACUUAAAUUAAAUUUUGGUCUAGUUUCACUACCAACCAAGGAAAAAAAAAUCACGGUUUUAGUUUCUCCUCAUAAACACAAGAAAGCACAAAAAAAAAUCGAGCAGGAAACUCACAAAAAGGCAAUUUUCAUUGCCGAUAUUUCCUCCACCGAUUUAGAAGACUUAUUUCCAAUUCGGAACUUUUGUCGAUUAGUGGCAAAGGUUCUUUUAGUGACUCGCCUUGCUUGUCCUGAACGUGAACGAUUAUUUCCAACUAAUGGGAAUAAAUUGCGACUAGAAAAGUUGCUUCAAAAAAAAGAGGAGAAAAAACUAAGCGAGAAAGAAAGGAGUUUAAACUUAGCUAAUAGUAAAUUAGUUGCCAGCAUUGAAAAACUUAAAUCGUUGGAAAGGAAAUUAGAGCAAGAAGAAAAAAGGAUAAACAGCCGUGCCGACCAAUUACUCCGGAAGGAAGAAUUAUUUAUUCAGCAACUUUCAUUAGUUUCGCAAAAAGAAAAAAAAGUUCAUUCCGAAAUGGAAAAAAUGGAGAAGAUGGAAGAGAGAUUAAUAAAUGAAUUAGGAAAGAUAAUUCCCAUGAAUAGCGAGGAGGCUAAAAAAAAUCUUUUCGCUCUGUUGCGGGAAAAAGUAGACCAAGACUUAGAAAAAUACAAGGAACAAAAGUUUAGAAAGAUAACCGAAGAAGUUAAAGAAGAAGGAAAUAAAUUAAUUUGUUCAGCUUUGGAAAAUUGCAGUUCUGAGUUAGUUUUCCCCCGCACCACUAACACCUUACAAGUAGAAAAUCGACAAAUUAUUAGUAAAAUAAUUGGCCGAGAGGGAAGAAAUAUUAAUGCUUUUCGGAGAAUUACCGGAACAGAAGUGAUUAUUGAUAAAGAAAGUGAUGACUUAACUAUUCAGAUUUCUUCUUUUAAUUCUUUGCGGCGCGAAAUAGCCUAUCAAACUUUAAUUUCCCUAAUCAAAGAGAAAAAAUUUUCUCCGGAACAAAUCGAAAAAACCUACCACCAAAUGAGUUCAAGAAUCGAUGAACUUAUUACUGAAAACGGCAAAAAAGCACUAAGGGAGUUAGAAAUUACCGGAGUUCACCCCGAAUUAAUUAAGCAUUUGGGCAAACUAAAAUACCGCACUAGUUAUGGGCAAAAUGUUUUACAACAUUGUUUAGAAGUAGCCAAACUAACUGGAAAUAUUGCUGCUGAAUUAGGCUUAGAUGUUAUUUUAGCCCGACGGGUUGGUCUUUUUCAUGAUAUCGGAAAAUCAAUUGAAGACAAUGGGGGUUAUUCCCAUGUAAUAAAUGGGGUUAAUUUGGCUAAAAAAUACAAAGAACCGGGAGCCGUUAUUAAUGCAAUCGCUUCUCAUCACCAUGACUUUCCGGCGGACAAUUUUUAUUCCUUAAUUAUUUUAGCAACUGAUAGACUAUCCGCUGCCCGACCUGGCGCUCGUGGUUAUCAGUUAGAGGCUUACAUUGAAAGAAUGGGCGAAUUGGAAAAAAUUGCUAGCCAAUUCCCGGGCAUUAAAAAAAUAAUUGCCGAUGCUGAAAAACUUAACGAUUAUCAAACUUGGGAAAUUUCGCGAAAAAUCAAGGAGAGAAUUAAGGAGAGUGUGGUUAUUCCGGGUGAAGUAACCAUUUACGUUGUUCGAGAAAAAAAAUUCAUUCAGAAACUAAAUGAUGGAAAAAUUCGAGAAAAUACUUAUCCCGAAUUGAUUGGGCAAACUAUUUCAAGAGAAAGCAGGCAGAUUUCCGGACAAAAAUUAAACCAGAGAAAGAAGAAAAAGGUCAAGAAAAAAACCAAGGGGUAG